Molecule: messenger RNA, 6343 nt
Organism: Gallus gallus (chicken)
Lineage: Eukaryota; Metazoa; Chordata; Aves; Galliformes; Phasianidae
Gene: HS6ST3
Product: heparan sulfate 6-O-sulfotransferase 3
Exons: 2
Coding region: 285-1535 (416 amino acids)
Cellular component (GO): membrane
Molecular function (GO): heparan sulfate 6-sulfotransferase activity
Source: RefSeq, a predicted model, not a curated record
GGCGGCGCCCCGCCCCCCGGGAGGCUGAGCGGUGCGUUCGGGCCGGAGAGUUGUCAGCGGAGCGGAGUUGGGGGCUGCCGCCGCUCGGCAGCGCGGAGGCGGCUCGCGGUGCCUCGGCCUCUGCCGGCCGGGGCGCGGGGAUGGCCGCGUCGGGAGGGCCACGCUGAGCCGAGCGACCCCGCGGGGGCCAUGCCACCGGCCGCCGCGGGAGGGGAGCCGGGCGGGACGGCCGCCCCGCCAGCGCCCGGCAGCGCUUAAGCCCGCGCCGUGCCCCGCGCGUCGCCAUGGACGAGCGCUUCAACAGGUGGCUGCUGCCGCCGCUGCUGGCGCUGCUCUUCCUGCUCAUCGUCUACCAGUACGUGUCGCCAGCCUGCCCCGGCGCCGCCUGCCCCCGCCGCCCGCCCGCCUCGGUCCCCGCCGCCCGCCGCGAGGAGCACCCGGCGGAGCGGGACGAGGAGGAGGAGGCGGCGGCGGCCGCCGUGCCGCGGCUGGAGCCCAAGUUCCCGUUCGCGCGGGGGGAGCUGUGCCGCCGGGUGCGCUUCGACAUGCGGGGCCGCGACGUGAUCGUCUUCCUGCACAUCCAGAAGACGGGCGGCACCACCUUCGGGCGGCACCUGGUGCGCAACAUCCGCCUGGAGCAGCCCUGCUACUGCCGCGCCGGGCAGAAGAAGUGCGCCUGCCACCGCCCGGGCGGCGAUAAGGACACCUGGCUCUUCUCCCGCUUCUCCACCGGCUGGAGCUGCGGGCUGCACGCCGACUGGACCGAGCUCACCAGCUGCGUGCCCGCCGCCAUGGAGCGCCGCGGCUGCGCCGGCAACCGCACGCUCAGGAACUUCUAUUACAUCACCAUGCUGAGGGAUCCAGUAUCACGAUACUUGAGUGAAUGGAAGCAUGUCCAGAGGGGCGCAACGUGGAAAACUUCCCUUCAUAUGUGUGAUGGAAGAAGCCCAACACCAGACGAGCUACCAACCUGUUACGAAGGAGAUGACUGGUCUGGAGUCAGUUUACAGGAGUUCAUGGACUGUAGCUACAACUUAGCCAACAACCGCCAGGUGCGCAUGCUGGCAGAUCUCAGCCUGGUGGGAUGCUACAACUUGACUUUUAUGAACGAGACUGAGAGAAACGUGAUUCUUCUCCAAAGCGCCAAGAACAAUCUGAAAAAUAUGGCCUUCUUUGGGCUGACAGAAUUUCAGAGGAAAACACAGUAUCUCUUUGAGAGGACAUUCAACCUGAAAUUCAUUUCCCCAUUCACCCAGUUCAACGUCACACGGGCCUCCAAUGUGGACAUCGGUGCGGAUGUGCGGCGACGGAUAGAGGAGCUGAACUUCUUGGACGUGCAGCUUUACGACUACGCCAAGGACCUGUUCUUGCAGCGCUUCCAGUACUCCAAGCAAGAGGAGCAUCAGCUGAACCGCCUAAAGAGGCGAGAGGAGCGGAGGCUGCUGCGGGAGCAGAGAGCUCACCAGUGGCCAAGGGAAGAGGCAGCAGAAGUAGCUGUUACUGAAGAUUAUAAUAGCCAGGUUGCACGGUGGUAACGCUCCUCCAUCUUGUCUAACCCAUGGGAGGAUCAGAGAGGCUGAUUCUUUGUGCAGCUCGGCUGCCUGGACGUCAGCCAAGGAAGGCCAAUCACCAUAGUGAAUGAUACAGCAUCUGACAGCUAACCUUCCUUGUAUCAGUUUUUCUUGCUUUCUGUCAGUAAGAAGAAUAUAUUUUUUUUUCUCCGUGUACAUUCAUUAGUGUUAUUAAUAGCAGUAGAAGAGAUUCCUAUCCAAACAGACUUCCUUCCAAACCCUAAGCUGUGAGAAUGGGUUGAAGAGAGAGCUGUGUCUAUGACAUUAACAGACGUACCCUCUACAAUCUGAGCUACCAAAACUUGUGCAGACAUGAAUCAAAAUUGAAAAAAAAAAAAAAAAAAAGUUUUGAUUCCUCUGUGUUGUGAGAGCUGGUUUAUUUCAUAUUGUCCUUUGCAACUGUAGUAUGUAGCUUCCUAGUGAAUGAAACGGAGGUAAGCAUAUUGCCCUUCAAACUUCUACAUGCUGGGUUUUGAUUAAGGAAAGAAUUUGCUGAGGUGAUUAAAAAAAGAUGUAGGAAAUGUGGGAUUGGUGCAGUGCUUGUUCUUUUCUGUAAACCCGCAGUCAGAGAUCAUUUGUAAGUGAAUUGAUGGGGGGUUAGCUUAUUUCUCUGCAGAUGUUAAGAGUAUCAGACUCAGCCAGGUAGCAGCCGUCUUUUGGAGUGUGUGUGGCAAAGGGAAAGCUGGAAUGCAGAAACUGGGAAAUGAGGACCUCGCUGCAGCUGGCCACACGCUGCCAAGAUCAUCUGGCUGUAGGCAGUGAAAUCAGCCUUCACAUUCACAAAAGGUGAAGAGGGGCCAAGCGAACUACAGGAAAAAAGAAAGAGAGAACAGGAAAAGCUUAAAUAUUAGUGUGACGUUUUCUAGGUUUGCUGCAAAAGCCUGGAGAUAUAUUAUCUGUGAAGAUAGGCAGGUUUAUGAUAUUGUCUGUUAAAAUACAUUAAUGCCAAGUGAAUACAAUUUAAAUUGGUUUUCUCUCUAACUAUGGUAGUAUCUACAAAAAAAACCCUCAGCUUUCAUUUUUAUAAGAUACAUAAUGGAUAUGUGGGAAGGCUUGAUAUUUAUUACUCUGUAUGAAGAUUCCUUGUAAAUUAAUUGUUUUCAUGAAGAGAAAUCUGUAUCUGGCUUAAUUCCUCAUCUACGAAAAGAUUCAAUGGAUUCUUCAUCCACACAUUACGUUCUUAACUGCACCUAUUUAUUCUGAUAUUUUUUUCUUGAUUCUAUUUAUAAUGGUGGAACUUUAAAAAGAGGAUCCUGUGCAUCAUAGAUCUUUUGAGGAAGUUUUUUUCCUUCUUCUAGCAUAAAUCUAAAGCAUUAGGAGGAAAUUUCUCUAAGUGCCUCAACGUGGCUGCUAAAUCGAGAUGCUGAAAGUAUAUUAUUGCAUGCAUGAAUGGCUUUUACCUUACACAUUUACUAAUUAGAGAUAGUGGAGUACCUGAUGUGGAUGCACAUUUCUCACUUAUUUUCAGAAUUGAAGUUUUUAGCCACUCAUUAAAAGUUAAAUGUGCUGCAGGAAAAGAAGUCAAGUUUGAAAAUUUAUCCCUUAUUUCCAAAUGUUGUUUUCAAUGCAUGCUGUAUCUUUUUUAGUUCCAACGGUGUUAUUGCUGCUUAUCUAUGCACAAUAACAAAAAUAUGAUCUAACAAUUCUGUUGAGAGUUAAUGCAUACAACAAUAUGUUCAACUUGGAAUGUCAUAAAGAACACUAAGAAGUGAAGGAGGUUACUGGGGUGACACCUCAGUAUCGAUGUAGCUUAUUGGCAAUAUGCUUCUUUACAUCAGUGUGCUAUUUUUGUGGUAAGCAGCAGGGCUGUUGGUCCAUAACACCUGUUCUACUGGUGGAUGUCAUACACCUCCUCCCACCUCUGCCUUCAGAAGGGAAAUGAUGGGACUGCGGUCAUUCUCCUGCCUGAGCUUGGGAUGUCCAUCUUAGAGAAGACUACCUGAUGUCGUGAAUGGAUCCCCAUCUCCCUGAAGAGGCUCUCAGACUCCUCACUCACACAGAAGUACCUGUGUUCAGGGGUUUGAAUUGAAGCAUUUACAGUCUGGGACCAACUCUCACUGUGCAUGCAAGAGAAGGGAAGGUGCCUGUGGCACUCCAUACACCAUGUCCAGGGUCUGCGACUGCUCUUCUUGUCUCUGUGAGCACAGGGAUUUGGGGUGCCAGGGGGACCCCGAAGGGCCCCGUGGCAAAGGCAGAGAUGGGCAGGAGCAGGGCUGCUGGUGGGUGUGCGGGAGAGAAGGUGAGUGCAUGGAAGGAAAGAUGCAAGGACAAAUUUGUAUUAAAGAGAAAGAUAAACAAGAAAACAGAAUCAGUCCCAUUUGUAAAGUGUCCCUCAGCACCAAAAGGGUCCCCUUUGUCUCAUCCCUGCCUCUCUCUCCAGCAGACUGCCUCUCCACACAGCUCACAGCAACAGGGGCCUCGUUUUUCAUUUCGGAAAGGCGGUAUUAUCUUUCAGGGGAAAGGAGAGAGUGAUAGCAGAAAUUGUUCCCUGCAGCCCCACCAGUUGCUCAAAGCAUCAGCUUCAGUUCUCUAGGCACACCAACAGCUCUCCAGACUUCUGCACAACGCAAAACAAAACCUAAUGAGGAAAAUCAAAGCAGUCUUUGGGCAGUUUACAUUAACUUUAAUGGUUUGGCAAUACCUUAAUGCGAUGCCUAACCUUUUUGUCAGUCAUUCCCCAGGAGACAAGUUAGGGUACUGAAGAGCUGCUAAUGCGCUGUAGAAUCUACGUUAAUGGGAUUUGCCUUAACGCUUGGGACUUUGUUAAAAUUUAAGGGUUUUGUUGUUUUUUCUUUUUCCUGGAGCCUGUAUGUCACAUAGCACUGGUUUUGUGGAAUUGGAGGCAAGAGGCUGACAUCUUGCUGUCACCAGAGCCCAUAGCCCCAUCAGCUCCCUACAGCUACAGCAGUAAGUCCAGUGAACCCCCAGUGCCAACACUGCUGCUAUCCUUAGCAGAUAUUCUUGACACAUCCGUAAUAAGGCAGUUCUGAAAUACUUUCAGGUGGACUUCUCUUAAGACACAAGCAUGCAGCUUUUUCUUCUGUAGGACAGCACCUAAAAUAACGUAAAACAGAAGAAGAAUAAAGGCCAUGGUUCAUUUCUCUUUUGUUCCAGUUUUCAUUGCUCUGGCAGUGCAGGCUUCACUGUAACUACAUCCGCUUGUGUAAGAUCAGAGAGCAGUGUGUUCCUUUCAAAACAUUUGUGAGCAGCAGCACUGUAGAACUUCUGUCCAUGGUAGUGGCUUUAUUUUGUUGUUUAAACAAGUUAAUUUGGCUUCUGCUACUGUGGUGCUGAAACAAAUCGUAUUCUUUUCUAACGGAGAUGUACUUACUAAUAUCCCCCAUCACAUCUUCAGCACUGGCUGCCUUUUCCAGUUAUAAUUUGCUGUAGGCUUGGAGCGGACAGAGAAACAUGCUGUGUUGUUGAAACGGGUUCCUGGUAAUUUGAUGUCUAGUCCAAGAAUUCAGCCUAUUGCCUAUGGGCUGUGCUUUAUUAAGGAGUGGAAUUUUUUCCUCUCUUCCUCACUCGUCAGUGCUAACAAUAAAAUGCUUUUUCACCAUGGGGAAAUGAAAAAAAUAAUACACUUUAUCAUGUUUGGUAUUAUUCAUUGCAAUUGCAUUAGCAAUGAGGCUGUAAUAGCCUUGCUAGGACUUCUGCCCAGCAUGUGGUAGUUACCUGCAGUUUGCUAGAAACAGAAAUAGAGGGUAAAAAAUUUGAAGGAAAUCAGAUCCACAGCCAAAUUCCUAACUUUAGUGUCUCUGUUCAACCUGUCCAAAUGGUGGGUCACAUCACCCUUGAAUCUGACAGUGUUUCAGAGUUGGCAUCCACUUCUAGCUGGGAGGGUCUUGUUUCCUACACAUUUUCAAGAGGUUCGAGUAUCAGUAACUAUGACUGAGUGUGCUGUUAGGGACGUUUCUCAGACUGACCUUCCAGAUAACACAUUUCGUUCUGUCCUAGUAGGUUGUUUUCCACCACAGUCCUUGCCAGAACUGAGCACUGAUGCUAUAAAAUUUGUUUUCUUGCCGCUACAUUUUUCCUCCAUUGCUGUUCCCCUGAUGCAUAUGAAAUUAUUCUUUUUUGGUAUGGGAUAGGGAAUAUCUGUUUUCCAGGCUAGUGGAGAUUACCCUGUAUGAGGCAUUGAGAUGACCACAAUGAAAUCAUUCUCAUAUAAUAGAUUGCUGUAUCCUUCCUUCAUAUGGCAAAAGGAUAUUCAGAAAAGGUACUCAGUUAGCACUGAAAUGCUCCAUUCAGUUUGUAAUACUUUAUUUAUGUUUCAUGGAGGGAAAUGGGUUCCAUAGCCUACAAGGACCUUGGCUUUCUUCUUGGCCAUAUCAAUAGCUCUGUGAUUUCAAAGAAAUGUUGGAAAAAUCAAGAGUUCCCAUUAGUUGCCAUAUUUGAGAUAAAAGAGUAAAUUAAUAGGCUGUAAAUUAUCUUAUUCUUUAGGAUUUUUCCUUCUGUUUAUGUGCAAUAAUGUGUGUGAACUCUGCUACUAAGAGAUUGUAUUGUGAGUAACCAUAUCUACUUUUAUUCCUAUUUAAAGGGUAGUUUGUAGACCUAGGGGUUUUCAUUGAUGUAAAGCACAAUUUAAUGAAUUAUUUAAUGUGUUUAACCAUUGUGAUGUCAAAAGCAAUUGUUUUCAUAUAUUUAUUAGUUGGUGGUUUUCUGUAAAUUGAUACUCAUUAAGAAAUCUGUUAAAAAUGUUUUGUUGAAUAUUGUUGGGUCCAUGAACUACUUAUGAGCAACAAAUAAACAUUGAUUGCAUCUUUGAAAUA